CAAAAGUCGAAUUCGUAUUUUUUAUUGCGUGAUAAAAAAAUUCUAAUUCUCUUUUAUUAAAAUUCUAAGCGAAUAACAUCGAUUUAAUAAAGUAGAAGUUUCUUCAAUAUCGAGUAUUAUAUGGCUCAUACAAAAUGAUAGCCAGACCUUGGACGGAGGAUUUGCCGAAGUGUCAAAAUACUUGCGUUGCUUCGUAUUUCUCUCAGAUAAGUGGAAAUGUUAAUUCCACCGACGAUUACCUUUGCUUCUACUGCCAAACAGAGGAUGGAUCGUGUUUGUAUGGAGUAUUUGAACCACACAAUGGCUUGGAUGCCGCUAGAUUUAUUAUGCAGCGUAUGGCGGUAGAAAUGCUGCUACCACCGCCAUGUAUCAGUAAUUCAGAUGAAGAGAUAAGGGAUAGGCUGAGGAAUGCCUUUGUAUCAGUUGAGAAAGCAUACAUAGAGAACUAUGACGGUAUGAUAGCUGAACGCACUUGCUUGCAGUACAGACUGCAGACAUUAAAUGAAACACAGAUAUCACAGAAUUGUGACAAUAUAUUGUCCCGUUUAAAAGAGAUUGACCAACAUUUGUCCGGAGGUGCUACUGUGGUUAUAGCAUUGGUGCAUAACGGCAAACUGUUUGUGGCCAACGUUGGAGAGACGAGAGCAUUACUUUGCCGUACUGAUGAUAACUCUGUACUCAGAGUUGUGCAAUUAACUGUUGAUCAUAGCUUGAAUAAUGAAGAUGAGUUGCUCCGGCUUUCGCAGUUAGGUCUGGACGUUAAUAAAUUGAGGAAUGCACAAUACCUAGGCAAUCAGUCAGGUACCCGCUGUGUGGGUAACUAUUUAGUAAAGGGUCUGUACAAGGCGUUCCCUCACAUUGGAUGUGCGGCCGCGGAGCCCGUGCUCGCUGCGCCGGAGAUACACGGACCUAUCGCUCUUGAUGAAUCAUGCAGAUUCCUAGUUCUAGUCAGCGCUGGAGUAUACAAACGUAUACAAGAAGUCCGAGGCUGCAGCGAACAGACAAACAAACAGCUAGCCCAAAUAAUAGUAGAGAAUUUUAGAAAGCAAACCGAUUUCACAAAUGUCAGCCAUUCAGUACUCGGGGAAAUUGAAGAUGAAUUUCUCACAUAUUGCAACAAAAAUAACCUAACACCGAAAGCAAAUACACAUGUAACUUUGUUAAUAAGAAAUUUUAACUUUCUACCGCCAGUUCCUCAGAAUGAUACCAUAAAUUUAAGGAAUCCCGUCCAUAAACAAAACGAACGAUCAUCUGUACGAUUCAAUCCGAUUGUGCAAUCGAAAUCGAAUACACUUUUAAAUGAAAUCGAUUCGGAAAUCGAUACAUCGGGUACUAUCGAUAUUGCUACGAACGAUAGUAAUAUCGAUACUAAUCAAUCGAAUGAUUCGGAUAUAUCGAGUUGUAGGCCGUAUGAUAGAGAUAGGAAGAUUAAAGGUUAUGUUGAUUUUACGUGUUAUUAUGAAAAUGUUGCUAAAGCUAGAAAAAAUGGUACCUUGCCUGGUUUUAUAAAAUGAUUUUUUUUUAUUUAUCGUCCUGAUUUUUUUAUUGUUUAGUAAGCUUUAAUCGUAUGAUUUAAAAACAGUAUUGUUUCACGGCUUUUCUUAUAAGUGUAAA
Messenger RNA from Papilio polytes (common Mormon), 1614 nucleotides. RefSeq names its product TGF-beta-activated kinase 1 and MAP3K7-binding protein 1-like (gene tab1). The coding region runs from base 135 to 1514 and encodes 459 amino acids. The record is from RefSeq and is a predicted model, not a curated record. Gene Ontology annotation, molecular function: protein serine/threonine phosphatase activity. Lineage: Eukaryota; Metazoa; Arthropoda; Insecta; Lepidoptera; Papilionidae. The transcript has 6 exons. Gene Ontology annotation, biological process: protein dephosphorylation.